Messenger RNA from Zophobas morio, 2722 nucleotides. RefSeq lists its product as uncharacterized. The transcript has 4 exons. Bases 116 to 2446 code for a protein of 776 amino acids. NCBI's taxonomy places the organism in Eukaryota, Metazoa, Arthropoda, Insecta, Coleoptera, Tenebrionidae. The record is from RefSeq and is a predicted model, not a curated record. Gene Ontology annotation, cellular component: axonemal microtubule; centriole; centrosome. Gene Ontology annotation, biological process: cilium assembly.
CAAACAGUGUAAACAGAUUUCGACGCGAAAUUAAAAAGUUGUUUAAUCGUUUUCGCUGUUUUCACACCAUCACACUCAACCAAAUCGUUAACACUUCUGCGUAAUCAAUAAAAUCAUGGAAACGAAACCCCCCUCGACAUUCUGGUGGCUAAAAAAUAAAAAUAAAGACACAAGUAAAGAAGAAAACGCGAAUAACCUCUACGUACCCCGCCUCGACUUGGAUAUUUCAAGUUCCUUGGCAGAAUUUUUAGAAAAAGAACAAAACAUUCUAAACAGCAACCGCGAAGACCACACAGAAGUAGAUGUGGGAAGUAUAAUUGAAGAAAUUAACAGAGUAGCGGCCCAGAGUCCUCUGGGACCCUACGAGCGAUCGACUGAAGAGCGAAGUAUCGACGACAUUAUGCGGGAAGCGGAGCGAAUUUACAUGGAAAGUUCAAAGAGUUUUGAACAACUAAGUCAGAGGUCAAAAACGUCACAGAAUAUAACUGAUUUGAAUUCAAAUGAUUCGAAAGAGUCUACACCAACUCCGAAAAGUGUGAGUCCGCUUCCUAAUGAUGAUAGCGAAAGCGAUACGUACAGUGAGGACUUUAGCGAGGAAAGUAAAGUGCAGUCUGUUUCUUCUCCGGGAGAAAAGCCACGGGAAGUGGAGGAAGAGGAGCCGGUGGUUGCUUUUGAAGAACAGCCCCAAGAUCAAGAUGUAAAUAAAAAUGUCGAGCAAGUGGUUAUUGAAGCAGUUCCUAGCAGUAGAGAGAUCAAGGAGUAUGAAGAAGAGAUCAAGAUAAAGGAAGAACUAAUAAAAACGCUGGAGGAGGAUAAUAAACAGCUGAGGGAAGAUAUUCGUGCUGUGAGGGCCGAACUCCAGCAGACUAGUAUCCUUCUUAAUCAAACCAAAGCCGCACUAAGUGCCAAAUCGUUAUGUUCGCCCGAGAUAAACGUAGAACUCGAAAAAGUACUGGAAGAAUUAAAAGAUUCCAAAGAAGUGAACACAGCCUUACAGAUGCAACUUGACACAAUAAAUAAAACGCAUUGCCUUUUAAAAAACUCAUACGAUGAUCUCUUAGCUUCUAAUAAAAACCUAGAACGUAGAGUAGUAGAAUUAGACACUUCAUUGAGCAAGUACAAAACGGAGGUUGUUAAUCUACAAAAUCAAAAAGACAAACUCUUAGAAAACGAAAUUAACUUAAACAAGUUAUUAGAAAUCGAAAAACUGCAAGCCAAGAGUCUGAAACUCCAAAACGAGAAAGACGCCAAAUGCAUCCAAGACUUGAACAGACAGAUCAAAGAAAUGGAACGGAUAAUAGCCAGGAAGCACCCAGAUUCCGUUUCCGCGUUGAUAGUAGCAGCGAAGAACGACGCUACAGAAUCAAACAUGACAGCGAGGAAGAUCCUAGAAGAUAGAAUAAAGAUCCUGGAAGAAGAAGCCUCGAAUCGUGACACACAAUCCUCUAGGAUCUUCCUCGACAUUCAAGAAAAGUUCAACCAAAUGAAACUCAAGUACGAGAGUCAUAUUGAAGAUCUUGAGUUACACGUAACCGACUUGAAGACUCAGCUAAAGAGAAAGAUCGACACUUUUGAUGUUUACACCCAAACUAUGAACGACGAAACGAAGAUACCUCAGAAAGAUACGAUAACCGUUGCUACGCAAACCGAUCAACAAAAACCUGCUAAACGUACCGAGGUUAAAGAAGACGCUCAUUUAUUGGCUACGAUAAGAGGUUUGCAGGCGGAUUUGACCAAUAAGGAGAAAGUGGUUUCGAAGUUGCAGCGAGAGUUAGAUGAAUUGAAGAAGACCAACAGGAAGCUGCAGAAGGAGCGUGAAGGGAGCUUGAGGAGUUUGAACGAGAGAAAAGAGUUCCGGAGUUAUCCAGAAAAAUUGGCUGCGCAGGUGAAAACUCCCGUCGACGAAGAAGAAUUGAAGUUUUUGAGAUCGGAUCGAGAUAAAAUGAAACAGCAGCUGUGUCGAAUCGAGGAGGAUUAUCAAACUUUGAAAAAUAAAAGAUUACACGAUUUGAGUGCUUUACAAGAAGCACACGAACGUGAAAUUGCUGCCUACGUUGCUAAUGUUACCCCUCUUAGAGAGCAGCUCGAGUUGCAGCAAGUUUCGUUGUCGACUCUGCAAAAUCAGCUGAGUUCUGCUAAAGAGGAGUUGGUUAUCGUCACGGUUGAAAGGGACCAUUUGAACGAGCAGCUGGGGCAGAUGGGUACUAAGAAACAGGCAAGGGGACAGAGUGACGAUAGAGAAAUCGAUGCCUUACAAAAAAAGAUUGCAUUUUUAGAGAAACGAUACGAAGAACGUGAAAUCAGAUUAAGAGCUAUCGUGCACGGCUUAGCACAAAAAAACGUCACCAACCGCAGCUGUGAACAGUGUGCCGACAGACAAAAGCAAUUAAUUGGAUACAAAGUGGAACUAGACCAGCUUUUGGCAACUCUAAGAGCACUUAAGUAACAGCUUGUUACACAAAUAGUGAUUUUUAUUUUCUAGUCAUUCGAAAAACGCAUUUACAUUUAUUUAUUUCGUUAUGCAUUUUACAGGGUCUCGUACUUCCAGAGUAGACUUAAAUCAUUAUUUAUUUUUUGUAUUAUUUGUUUAAUAAUGAAUAGUAUUGUGGAUGAAGCUUCCCGUUAGAAAGACUUGUUAAUGCCAAAAAUUGUUAAUCGUAUGUAUACAAUGUAAUGAGUGAUUUUUUAAAAUUAAUAAAAUGUUUUUGUCUAGUUUAUUGAA